AAUUUCGCUGAUUUCUGCUCAUUUCCAAACACAUAUACAUUAUUCACAGCUAGCACUGCAGUAAUUAAGUAGCUAGCAGAGGGGCAGAGAGAGAGAGUGAGUGAGAAAGAGAUCAAGAUCAUUAUUAUAUAUUGCAUUUGAUAAUAUAUAUAUAAUGGCGGAUCAAACGCUGGGCGCCGUGGGGUCGCUGCUGGGUGUGUUGUCGAAGGUGGUGAAGGACGAGGCGAAGCUGCUGGGAGGCGUGGAGGGCGACAUCCAGUUCAUCAGGGACGAGAUGGACAGCAUGAACGGCUUCCUGGUGCACGUCACCAAGACGACCAACCACGACGACCAGCUCCGCGCCUGGAUGAAGCAGGUCCGCGACAUCACCUACGUCGCCGACGACUGCAUCAAGCUCUACAUGCGGGACGUCGUCCCGGAGGAGAAGGCUGGCCUCCGCGGCUGCCUCCUCCGCCGCGUGCCCAGCGUCUGCAAGCCCUACUGCUCGUUCCUCCACCGCAAUCUCACGACCCGCGACCAGCUCGCGAGGAGGAUCCACGAGCUCAAGGACCGGGUGCGCGAGAUCAGCGAGAGGCGGCAGCGCUACGACGUCAAGCUCCCCGAAGGCGAUGCGGUCCAGUCCCCGCCGGUGUCCCAGGACAGGAAGACGAAGGAGAAGAGGGACGAGUUCGUACGUGCCCUCGAAGAUGGCCAGUCUCCUUUCCGAGACGCGGUCCGCAAGCUCUCCAGCGGUGAUGGUGGUGCCCUGAUCAGAGACCGUGCUGCUCCUGCACUCGUACGUAGCAUCGUCGACACAUGCAUAACGAAGCUGGCCGAUGACCAUGACCGCAUCAUCAAGAUGCUGCUUCGUUCUCUGUACGCCCAUCCCUGUGGGACAAAAGAACUGGAGAACUUGUCCAACAAGCUCAGAGAAGGAGAAGAUGUGGCCAAGCAAGUGAUGCUUUUCUGCUACAGCAAGCUGUCUGUGCACUACAAGAGCUGCCUGCAGUAUCUGAUCACCUUCGAACUAGAGGAAAGCAUCAGCAGGACAAGCUUGGUGAGGAGGUGGCUCGCCGAAGGCCUAGUGCUCAAUGACCAACAACAACAUGGGAUAGAUGAUGAUGAAAGCAUGGAAGAGGCCGGUGAGCGCUGCUUCGAUGAUCUCCUGUUUCGGGGCUUCCUUUCUCCUGCCCCUGCACAUCGUUUUCCGAGGACCGGCGGCCUCAAGCUCAAGUGCUGCGUUCUUGAUGCUUCAGUCAAGACGUUCAUCUACGAUAUGUCCACAAGCGAGAAUUUUUUGGAUGACCUGCCAACUCACCUUCGGCAUCAGAUUAAUAUCAGAAAGACGGCUCGGCGGCGGGAGCUGCCACAGAAGCAGCACCAGCACAAACUACGGUGGACGCAGUCGACCAUCUGCUGCUGCUACUGCAGGGUUCCAAGAAUAAUGAAGGCAACAACAGCUGACGCUGGAGGCAGCAACAUCAAUGAUCCGCUGCUGCCGCUUCACCAUCCCAUGGAUGAGAUAGUAACUCUCCUCAAAACCCUACCUCCGGAGUACCGUCUCAAUGUGCUGGAUCUAGGAGGUUGCCUUGGGUUGAAGAUGAGCCACCUAAAGAACAUCUGCAAGCUGGUGCCGUCGCUCAAGUAUCUGAGCCUCCGGAAGACCAAUGUUUCUCAGCUUCCAAAGAAGAUGAACCGACUCCUGCAUCUGGAGACGCUCGACAUCAGGGACACCAACGUGCGGGGUGCAGCUAUGAGGGAUAUCUUCCUCAAUGAGCUGAAGCAUCUCCUUGUCGGCCGCAUAUUUAUUCCUGAUGCUGCCGCCGGCGACAAUGAGGCAUCAGCACUACUCUCCACCGUGCUGAUGCCUCCUAAGAUCAGCAAGAACACGGAGAUAUUGCGCCAUAUCCAGAUCAAGGAUGGCCCAGAAGCCCAGCUCCAGCUUUCGCAUGUCGCGUCUCUGGAUGGGCUAAGGAAGCUGGGGGUGGUCCUCGACGGCAGGGAAGAUAACAUCAAGCUUUUGCUCACCACAAUUGCCAGGCGGAGCGAUACCCUGCGAUCACUAUCAGUCUGGAUCACCGAGCCGCCGCCGGAGCACAGUGUCACUGGUGAACGCCACGGCGUUUUCGUGACUCUCGACCACAAGGAGAAGGCGACCACAUUGUUCUCGCAUCCCAGUAAACUUGAGAGCUUAAACCUCAAGUGCUACAAGGGAAAAAACAACAACAACAACUACAAUAUUCCUCCAUGGAUCAUAAGCCUCCAAAAGCUCUCCAAGAUCACUCUACGUCACAGCUUACUUUCCAGAGGUGGUCUGAGAGAGCUUGGCAAGAUGAAGAGCUUGCGCUGCCUCAAGCUCCGUCAGGAAUCAUAUAUCGAAGCCGACGUCACCGUGAAGUACGGGGAGUUCGAGGACCUCAGGCUUCUUGUGAUUGAUAAGAUCUCCAACAAGAUGACCAAACUUGUCUUCGAAGAAGAUGCAGCUCCCAAGCUGGAGAAGAUUGUCUGGAACUUCGACACGAUGACAACGCUGAUGGGGAUCACGGUAAACAACAUCAAAGGGAUCGAAAAUCUUCAAAACUUGAAGGAGCUAUGGAUCAACGGCGUCAACAUACCGUUUCCUUCAAGAUCCCGUGAAUGGAAGGAUAUAACCACAGUUCCGCAGAAAUUAUGGAGGCACACUUUUGGACCGGUAAUUGAAAGCUUAGCAUCUGAAAGCUGAGACGUUUCUUCUACCUCCAUCCUGUAAGGUGAGCUAUAUAUGUUCUUUCUCUCAUCCGCGAUUGAACUCAUCGAUGAGCCUCCUCCAUGCCACAUUUGCCUUCUCCGUCUGUCUGCUAGUGCCACCAUAUCCAUUGCCACCCCUUGAUCUCUCACCUGCUGCCUCCUAACCACUAUGUUUACCUUAUUCCUGUUGCUGACCCUGCCCACCAUGGAUUCACCCACCCACCAGCAGCUACAUGAGCCGCUGGAUAUAUAUCACUCCAAUGAAGUGUCUUAUAUAUAAGAAUUUCUCAUCAGUUCCCUGAGAAAUAACAAAGCCGGAAGAAAAAAGACCGAUCUAUCGCUGAUGCACUACUUAAUAUCCUGCCUAUGUUUUUUAUGUGAAUUCUGUAACGUGAUGCCAUGUCUGUGUGUGUUGCUGUUCAACAUGACAAUGUAUAUAUAUCAUGCAUGUACUUAUCGCACCUACUGAAAUAUAUACUGUAAUGUAUUGGAGUCACCACUAAAAAUUGACCGGGUUCUAGUAUA
Messenger RNA from Oryza sativa Japonica Group (Japanese rice), 3231 nucleotides. RefSeq names its product disease resistance protein PIK6-NP-like. The record is from RefSeq and is a predicted model, not a curated record. NCBI's taxonomy places the organism in Eukaryota, Viridiplantae, Streptophyta, Magnoliopsida, Poales, Poaceae. Gene Ontology annotation, biological process: defense response to other organism.